Molecule: messenger RNA, 1009 nt
Organism: Paramecium primaurelia
Lineage: Eukaryota; Ciliophora; Oligohymenophorea; Peniculida; Parameciidae
Source: the annotation of a GenBank genome assembly
AUGGAUGGAUUAUAAUCAAAAUCAAGUCUCUUAUUGGAAAGGUAAUUGAAUUUUUUUUCAAUUUAAAAGCCAUUUCUUCACAUAAUUUUAUCAAUAAAUAAGAUUAGGCUAUUACUCAGCCUUAUAUAUCUAUCAAUUCAAUGAUAAUGCAUAAAAUUAUCAAGGUAUUUAAUUAUCAUUUUGCAGGAGCAACAUUGUAAAUAUCUAAGGAAAAUUUACUGAUGCCUUUACUUUUAUAGAUAUCACAUUAAGAAUUAUUCCAAAUAAUGAAUAAGCAUAUUCUCUUUAUGUAGUUCGCAAAAGAACUAAGAAGUUUUUGUUGCUUAUGACUAAGCGAUAGAGUGCAUAACAAUAAAGGUGUUUGUAUAAUACACACUAUUAAUUAGGUGCCAUAUUAUAGAUUAAUAGUGUUCCAUUUCUCAUACUAAAAUACAGAAAUAUGACAAUCAAUUUGCUGUUUUAACAAUGCAAUUAUUCUUAACAAUAGGAACGAAGAAGCUUAUCAAAAAAAUAUAAAAGAUUGUUAGCUUUUUUCCUCAUUAUUUUCAACAAAAAUUUACAAAAUAAUUUAUUUAUGAAAAUAUAAGGAAGUAUUGGAACUUGUUGAUUAAAGCAAUCUUUCUUAAAUAAGAUGCUAUUAAAUUAAAACACAAAGGUAUUUUAUGUUCUGAUCUUAAAGCUGACACAUUAUACACAAUUUUUUUAAGUGUUUUUCAUGCAGGAAUUAGAAAGAAAAAAGAAGCAAAAUAAGAUUUUUAUGAAGCAUUCAGAGUAGAUAGGAAAUAUAGCUUCAGAGUAGAUAUAUAUUCUAUUAUAAAUAUUUUUGUUAAAUGUUUAUAAAUAGUAUUCGAAUACCUUACGAGUUCUUUCAUUAAUUUGUCAAGUAAAAUUUUGAUAAUUAAUAGGCAUUCUCCUAGAUUAAUUAAAUUUAAUUAUCUCACAUAAAGAAUAAAAUAAUACAUUUUUAAUAGCAUUUACAAUUCAAAUAAUUUUAAUUAAAAAUAUGUGA